AUGCCCAUCAGCAUCGAAAUCAAAGAAGAAAACCAGCAGCUCAUUCAAAAGGUGUCGGAUCUGGUGAAGCUUUAUGACCGUGAGAGCAUUACUGUGUGGGCGUCUCUGAGCUCCAGCAUCAUUAAAAAGUGUCUGGAGACGAAUAACACGUUGCCGUUUAGUUUCUCGAUGAAGAGAGGAGUGGUGCUGCUGCUGCUCUUUUACAGCGGUCUUCUGCCCUUUGUGCCGAUUCAUGAGAGUUUACUGCAGUUCUACUUACCGCGCGUCAUGAACAGGACAUUUAUUCCUGAUCAACGCAUCUUGAGGAACAGACUUGUUGUCUGUCUGUUGGAAAUAGUGACCAUGAGGAAAAGUCUGUUCAAACAUCUAGCAGAUAGAGGGAUCCAGGUGCAUUUAUUUGUCUGCAACACAGAUGAGGACAUUACAGCUGCUCUGGAGCUCGGAGCCACUGGAGUGAUGACGGACUAUCCUUCUCUUCUGUCAAACUACUUCUACAAAGACCACCCCCAGAAGGGUGCGGGUCGGUCUUGA
Knipowitschia caucasica is the source of this 531-nucleotide messenger RNA. The record is from the annotation of a GenBank genome assembly. NCBI's taxonomy places the organism in Eukaryota, Metazoa, Chordata, Actinopteri, Gobiiformes, Gobiidae.